This is a messenger RNA of Penicillium alfredii, 501 nucleotides long. RefSeq lists its product as uncharacterized. The transcript has a single exon. Lineage: Eukaryota; Fungi; Ascomycota; Eurotiomycetes; Eurotiales; Aspergillaceae. The coding region runs from base 1 to 501 and encodes 166 amino acids. The record is from RefSeq and is a predicted model, not a curated record.
AUGGAUAGACUUAUUGCAAAUGCCUGGCUGCCGAAGAGCCUGUCAUGGGGUACCUCUGAGGAUGAGAUCCUUAAUUAUAUUGGAAUUCAUGAUCCUGGCUGUAAAUGGGACCCUGAAAGAGUGGUGCGAAUGAGUCAUAUCGACCUUGCCAGGGGUGACAAACGUCUUUUAAUCCAGACUGUUUUCCCGGCUGCUUUGAUGAACGACGAGGAGGUCGUGAAGCAACUUCGAUUUUAUGUGCGGUGCAAUGAAUCAUGGGCCAACCUUCCAGACGAGGUGGUGGAUGUCAGGAAGUGGAAAAAUCCCCUUACGGAAUUUCCAAACUUGGACAAGUAUAUGGGCUAUGAGAGAACCAAGGAGCAGAAAGAGGAAAAUGCGAGAUUGGUGCCCGGUCCUAUGAAGCCGGCUGAUCACCCAUCGAGACAGCCACCAUCGAAGCCCAAUUCUAAAAAGAAAAGAGCUGCUUCACAUGGGUUUAAGGAUUUGGAUGAUUCUAUUUGA